Messenger RNA from Drosophila willistoni, 1913 nucleotides. RefSeq lists its product as uncharacterized. The transcript is spliced from 4 exons. Gene Ontology annotation, biological process: transmembrane transport. Gene Ontology annotation, molecular function: transmembrane transporter activity. The record is from RefSeq and is a predicted model, not a curated record. The coding region runs from base 391 to 1878 and encodes 495 amino acids. Gene Ontology annotation, cellular component: membrane. NCBI's taxonomy places the organism in Eukaryota, Metazoa, Arthropoda, Insecta, Diptera, Drosophilidae.
UCUUAGCGCUAAUAAUGGGUCCUUUUUCUUGUUAGUCUGCACAUUGAGUGUCCUAUGUAUAUACUCCUAUAAGGGACUAUAAAGAAUUUCCAAAAAUAAGGGGCUUGACAGAACCAACCAACACCAAUUAUGGCCAAGAACAACACAAUUGAAGCAUGUGGAUGACAACAACAAACACAAUUUCGUAGCAUUUUCUACGAAAUGACAGAAAAAGAAGAAAAAAGUACCCCACGUUAAACCCAUUUAAGACCCCUCAUAGUGGGGCUACCUGAAAUAUAAUGUAGAUAUCGGCAAUUUCUCUGUUAGUUAAAAAAGUAAAUUGAUCAGUGUGCAAAGGCACUUCAGGUCGAACGAAUCACAGCGAAAAAUCUUGAACGGGGACUAAUCGAAAUGGUGACCACCUACGUGGAGGGUCCAGCACCCGUAACUCAACAGCAGCAGCAGCAGGACAUUGUAUAUAUUAAGACGGAGCAACCACCACCAGUUGUAUAUGUAGCCGCCACAAGGCCAACGGCACCGCCUCCCCCUCCUGCUACUACGACAAUUGUGGUAGUGCAAAAAAAUAGGGGGCCCUCAGUUAUUAACCUAUCAUUCUUUCUACUGACCUAUGGGGGCAUGGAUUUGGGGCAAAGUCUUGGAUUGAAUGUAGCUUCCACCACAUUUAUACCGACUCCGCAGUUUUUCUAUAGCUGGUUUAUUGGAUUUAUUGUGGGAGCACUUUUGGCAUCUGUCGGGGUAUCCCAUUUGCCCAAAAUUGUAUUCUAUAUCUUGAGUUGUAUUCUAGAAUUGGUUGAUGCCAUUUUAUUUGUAUCAUCGCAUGAUUACAAAUGCUUUUUGGCUGCCCGUUAUUUGGGUGGAGCAGGAAUCGGUGUCCUGACGGUUGCCUAUCUAAUGCACAGCUCGGAAGUUUGUCUUCGGACUAAUCGGGGCGUUCUCACAGGAGCGGAACAAGCUUCUUUGACAUUUGGCAUUGGCUUUGAGGCGAUUUACGGGGCUUUUUGGGCGGACACGGUUAUUGAUUCAUUCAAUUUAGUGCAUGGCAUUAUUGGCAUUGUAUUUGUUGUUAUCUCCUUUCUAUGCACAGUGUUCACCGUAAUCGAAUCGCCGAUCUAUCAUUUGCGCCGUGGUGACGAGGUGAAGGCCCGUCAAUGCCAACUAAAGUUGUCCCUCACGAAUCAAUCGUGUACACGAAUCUUUAACGAAGCCAAACGAUAUGUGCAGGAGGAUGAGAGUCAGAGUUUGGGUCAACAGAUUGGCGGCUCUGUAAUACCUUUUGUCAAAGUCCUUCUCCUACGCUGCUUUGUGGCCUUUUCCAUUUCAUUGCCUUUGGUCGUCUCAUUGGAAUGGAGCAGUGCCGUCUCGAUGAGGUGGUAUCUCUGGCCCAUGAUCACAUCUGGUGUCCUGCGUAUAAUUGGCUCAUUUAUUUCGCUAAGUGUCCUGGACAAAGUGGGUCGUAAGUUGGUUACUUUGGUAGCUCUGUUUUGCAUGGCAGUCCUGAUGAUAUCAAUGGCUGGCAUUUAUGGAACGGUUACUGAUGCUUACUCUAUGAGACAAGUGUCCAAUUUGGGCAUGGCUUUUCAGUUCUUCGCAGGCCUCUACGUUUGCAGCUCGUCGACAUAUCUCACCGAAGCAUUUCCUUUGAAAGUGAAGCCAUAUUCUAUAGCUCUGAUCGUAUGCAUCGAGCAGGUCAUACACAUUAUUGUCAUAAUGUGUUUCAAGAUCGGUGGAAAUAUCCUUUUCCGUUACUUUUUGGCUGUGGGAAUCCUAUUGCUAUUGGGAUUGAUUGUAUUGGCCGUCCUAAUGCCAGAAACCAAACAAAUGACCCUACGAGAAGCUGGCCAACGUUUUCGUCAAACUUACGAUAUUAAAAUGUAUUAAAUUACUUUAAAAUUACAAAAAUAAAUAAAUCAACU